This is a messenger RNA of Lathyrus sativus (Indian pea), 1749 nucleotides long. The record is from the annotation of a GenBank genome assembly. NCBI's taxonomy places the organism in Eukaryota, Viridiplantae, Streptophyta, Magnoliopsida, Fabales, Fabaceae.
AUGAAAUCAAAGUCACACACCGGAAACGGUUAUGCGGCCGACAAUGGCGGAGGUGGAGGUGGAAGCAGCAGCUCACCGAGUCCGCCGCCGUCUCCUCCUCGUCAUUCCGGUGUUUUGCAUUUACGAAAGCGAUUACGGCGGACGAAGUCACUGUCGGCGGGUAUUUUGUCACGGAGGAGUCUCCGAUACUUCUUUCUGCUUCCGGUGGUUUACAUCUCCGGUCUUUUGAUGUGCGUAGGACCGUUUCCUUUUACGUUCUCCUCUCUCAUUGGCCACGCUCCUCUUCCCGGUUCUCGUUACCGGAGUCACGAGGUUUUUCACAAGCUUUGGCAUGAUAUCGAUUCUGAUAAUUCAUCUUUCAUCGAGUUGUCUUCUGUUUGGAAAUACAAAAGGAAGUUGAGAGAAAAGAAGCCUUGUCCAAAUUUGACUGCUUUGCAUCAUGAACAUUUUGUGUCCCCUGGCCUGAAUGGUUUUUUGAUUGUCGAGGCCAAUGGCGGUCUUAAUCAGCAACGCUCUGCAAUUUGCAAUGCUGUGGCUGUUGCUGGACUCCUGAAUGCAAUUCUAGUUAUACCUCAUUUCGAAUUUCACAAUGUGUGGAAAGAUCCAAGUGAAUUUGGGGAUAUAUAUGAUGAGGAUCAUUUUAUUUCCAUACUUGAUGGUUAUGUGAAGGUAGUUAAAGAACUUCCUGAGGCAAUAAUGGAGAAACAUAAUUACAAUAUGAGUAAUAUAACUACCAUCAAAGUUCAAGCUUGGGCUCCAGUCAGUUAUUACACGGGAGCUGUUUAUCCUAUCUUGCAAAAGGAAGGGGUUCUUCGAAUAGCUCCAUUUGCUAAUCGCUUGGCAAUGAGUGUCCCUCCACAUAUUCAAUUUCUAAGAUGUCUUACUAAUUAUAAAGCAUUGAGGUUUUGUUCUUCAAUAUCAGCACUAGCUGAGAAUCUGGUUUACCGAAUGAUUAAGAAGAGCUCAAGGACAGAUGGAAAAUACAUUGCUGUGCAUCUUCGCUUUGAGGAGGACAUGGUAGCAUUCUCGUGCUGUGAAUAUGAUGGAGGAAAGGCAGAGAAGUUGGAAAUGGAUUCAGCUCGUGAAAAGGGGUGGAGAGGAAAGUUCAAAAGAAAAGAUCGUAUCAUUGUACCUGAUCUCUAUCGAGUCAAUGGAAAAUGCCCACUUACCCCCCUAGAGGUUGGGAUGAUGCUACGUGGCAUGGGGUUCAAUAACAAUACCUCAAUAUAUUUAGCUUCUGGAAAAAUAUAUAAUGCCGAAAAAUAUUUGACUCCUUUAAUAAAGAUGUUUCCAAAUCUGUAUACUAAGGAGUCUCUUGCAACACCAGACGAGCUUGCUCCUUUUAUGGGCUAUUCCUCCCAAUUGGCAGCACUGGACUACACAGUAUGCUUGUCUAGUGAGGUUUUUGUUACAACUCAAGGUGGUAACUUUCCUCAUUUUCUAAUGGGCCAUAGAAGAUUCCUAUAUGAUGGGCAUGCCAAGACCAUUAUUCCUGAUAAACGCAAACUUGUUGUUCUGUUUGAAAACACAAGUAUCAGUUGGAAUGCUCUCAAGGACCAGAUGGAUGACAUGCUCGCUGAAAGUGAUCGCAAAGGGAUCAUGGUCCCUCGAGUUAGAAAAAUCAACCGAAAAACUUCUGUCUACACUUACCCUUUACCAGAAUGUAGAUGUCUACAGCAGUCUCUUGUCAAUAUAACAGUUGACUACAAUGUAAGCAUUCUAGAUAAUUACAGCCGAACAAAAGCUUAA